Molecule: messenger RNA, 1389 nt
Organism: Macrobrachium nipponense
Lineage: Eukaryota; Metazoa; Arthropoda; Malacostraca; Decapoda; Palaemonidae
Product: hornerin-like
Exons: 1
Coding region: 1-1389 (462 amino acids)
Source: RefSeq, a predicted model, not a curated record
AUGGAAGGCCUAAGGGAACAAGUCAAGGAAAUAAGUGGAUUAAUAGGAAAGAAUCCAAGGGGAUCAAGUCAAGGAAAUAGUGGAUAUGGAAGCCUAGGGACAAGUCAAGGAAAUAGUGGAUAUGGAAGCCAAGGGACAAGUCAAGGAAAUAGUGGAUAUGGAAGCCUAGGGACAAGUCAAGGAAGUAGUUCAUAUGGAAGUUUGGGAACAAGUCAGGGAAGCAGAUUUUAUGAAAGCCAAGGAAACAUGGGAUUUGGAUAUAGAGGCCAAGAAACGAAUCAGGGAAAUAGUGGCGGAUAUGGGAGCCACGGAACAAACAGUGGAAAUAAUGGAUACGCAAGCCAAGAGCUAGGUCAGGGAAGUCAAGGAUCAAGUCAAGGAAGCAGUUCAUAUGGAAGUCAAGGAUCAAGUCAGGGAAGCAGUUCAUAUGGAAGUCAAGGAUCAAGUCAAGGAAGCAGUUCAUAUGGAAGUCAAGGAUCAAGUCAAGGAAGCAGUUCAUAUGGAAGUCAAGGAUCAAGUCACGGAAGCAGUUCAUAUGGAAGUCAAGGAUCAAGUCAUGGAGGCAGUUCAUAUGGAAGUCAAGGAUCAAGUCACGGAAGCAGUUCAUAUGGAAGUCAAGGAUCAAGUCAAGGAAGCAGUUCAUAUGGAACACAAGGAUCCAGUCUUGGAAGCAGUUCAUAUGGAAAUCAAGGAUCAAGUCAUGUAAGCAGUUCAUAUGGAAAUCAAGGAUCAAGUCAUGUAAGCAAUUCAUAUGGAAAUCAAGGAUCAAAUCAAGGAAGCAGUUCAUAUGGAAGUCAAGGAUCAAAUCAAGGAAGCAGUUCAUAUGGAAGUCAAGGAUCAAGUCAAGGAAGCAGUUCAUAUGGAAAUCAAGGAUCAAGUCAUGUAAGCAAUUCAUAUGGAAAUCAAGGAUCAAAUCAAGGAAGCAGUUCAUAUGGAAGUCAAGGAUCAAAUCAAGGAAGCAGUUCAUAUGGAAGUCAAGGAUCAAGUCAAGGAAGCAGUUCAUAUGGAAGUCAAGGAUCAAGUCAAGGAAGCAGUUCAUAUGGAAGUCAAGGAUCAAGCCAAGGAAUCAGUUCAUAUGGAAGACAAGGAACAAGUCAAGGCAGCAAAGGAAAAGGUCUCAAAGGAACAAAUCAGGGAAGUAGGUCAUAUGGAGGCCAAGGAACAAACACGGGACAAGCUAGAUUUGGAAACCAAAAAGGAAGUAGCACAGGAAGUAAUAUGAUUAGCUACAGAAGUCCUGGAUCCGGACAAAACAGCAUAGGUCCGGUUGGCAGUGGAAAUAGUCUGAGUAGCUAUGGUUUUGGUCAAGUUGGCCAGGGUAGCCCAACUGCCAGUAGACAAACCUACGGUGAAAAGGAAAGCAGCCAAACUAGUAUGGGAUACCAAUAA